Molecule: messenger RNA, 291 nt
Organism: Dinoponera quadriceps
Lineage: Eukaryota; Metazoa; Arthropoda; Insecta; Hymenoptera; Formicidae
Product: rhomboid-related protein 3-like
Exons: 3
Coding region: 1-291 (96 amino acids)
Molecular function (GO): serine-type endopeptidase activity
Source: RefSeq, a predicted model, not a curated record
AUGAGCGGCAAACGGACGAGAAGUUUUAAAUGCGCCGUGCACCAUCGGGACCGCGAGGUCUGCUCCGAGAACGAUUUCCACCUGCUCGUGCACGAGCCACCGCUGUUUCACAGGAUGGUCCGCAUGAUCGGCGAUGAAUUCCUUACGGAAGAGCGGGACCGAAAAUAUUACGCCGAUCACUACACGUGCUGCCCGCCACCUCUCUUCAUCAUCCUCAUCACUCUUGUAGAGGCUUACGUUAUAAAGAAGACGGGUCACAGCCUAUUCUUGUUGCACAGGUUAGAUCUCUAA